Molecule: messenger RNA, 2118 nt
Organism: Puntigrus tetrazona (Sumatra barb)
Lineage: Eukaryota; Metazoa; Chordata; Actinopteri; Cypriniformes; Cyprinidae
Gene: srsf11
Product: serine and arginine rich splicing factor 11
Exons: 12
Coding region: 143-1570 (475 amino acids)
Biological process (GO): RNA splicing
Cellular component (GO): nucleoplasm
Molecular function (GO): RNA binding
Source: RefSeq, a predicted model, not a curated record
UUAUGAGCGCGAGCUUCACGCGGCACACGAGCGCCAUUAGCGUGAGACAGCAGGCCUUCGCUGAGGAGAAAUCGAGAGAAAACCGAUCGAUCGGUCGGAUUUAAAUGUCUUUCGGUCGACGUUCGCCAUAAACGGAGCCACGAUGACGUCCAGCACCAAUGUGAUCCAGGUGACGAACGUUUCUCCGAGCAGCACCGCGGAGCAGAUGCGAACCCUGUUCGGCUUCAUCGGAACCAUCGACGAGCUCAGACUCUUUCCUCCAGAUGAUUCUCCCUUGCCUGUGACUUCACGUGUAUGUUUUGUAAAGUUCCACGAGCCGGAGUCAGUCGGCGUUUCCCAGCAUCUGACCAACACGGUGUUCGUGGACCGAGCCCUGAUCGUCGUCCCCUUCGCCGAAGGAGUGAUUCCUGACGAAUCCAAGGCUCUGUCGCUGCUCGCUCCAGCCAAUGCCGUCGCAGGAUUGCUCCCAGGAGGCGGGCUCCUCCCGACGCCCAACCCCGUCCCAUCGAUCGGUGGCGUUCCUCUCGGAGGUCUAGGAGGACCGAACUUGGACCCCAUGGCGGCUCUGGCCAUGGCCGCGCCUAAUAUAAACACUCAGUCUUUGUCAGCUGAGCAGCUUAUGAAGCUCAUGGCGUCCAUAGACCCCAAACUGAAUCAUCUGGCCGCUGGACUGAGUCUGACCCCGGGACUGAAGGCGGACGGCUCCAACAAAGAGAUCGAAGAAGCCAUGAAGAGAGUGAGAGAAGCACAGUCUCUGAUCUCAGCAGCCAUCGAGCCUGGAAGUAAGAAGGACGAUAAACGCAAGCGGUCCAGGUCCAGGUCCAGAUCCAGGCGCAGGAGGUCCGGGUCCCGCUCCAGACACAGGCGUUCUAAGAGUCAUUCCAGACGGAGAUCUCGCUCCAGGAGCAGGAGGAGGUCUAAGAGCCCGAGGAGGAGGAGGUCUCAUUCCCGCGAGCGCAACAGACGCUCCAGAUCCAGGGAUCGGAGGAAGGAAGAGAAGAACAGAAAACGCUCCAAGACUCCACCCAAGAGCUACAGCAGUGCCAGACGCUCCCGCAGCUCCAGCCGAUCAGAACGAGUUCACCAGAGAAUGUCUCCCUCCAGAAAACGGCACAGGAGAAGUCGAAGCGCGUCUCGAUCACCGAAGAAGUCUCGAUCUCCCAAGAGGAAGCUGUCCCGCUCCCCGUCUCCUCGCAGACACAAGAAAGAGAAAAAGAAGGAUAAAGACCGUGAGAGAGACCGUGACCGAGACAGGAAGGAUGACUGGGACAGAAAUCGGGACAAAAGGGAACGUUCCUCCAGCAAGAAGAGCAAAGACAAGGACAAGGACCGAGACAGAGACCGGAAGUCUGACAGCGAGAAGGGAGAUGUGAAGGUGACCAGGGACUACGACGAGGAGGAGCAGGGCUACGACAGCGAGCACGAGGAAGAGCGUGAGAGGACCUCGGACGCCGCCUCGUCGCCGCAGGCUAAAGAGCCUCUGGCGGACAGCGCAGACGACGCGGGGCGCGGCGAGUCGGACGGACACAGCGAAGACCAGCGAGACGAAGACAUGGACAUGAGCGACUGAUCGGUGCUCGAGUUCAGAAGGAAAGCGCGUCCCGGACCUUUCCUCUCGGCUCCUUCAUUCCUUGUUUUUUAAAAUCCUGCAUCCCCAGAAUCUGCUGUAUUUACUGGUACAUGCUCAUCUUACCGGGUUUUAGAGCCGUUUCUUCUCUCGCGGCUGACGUGGAACCAUGUUAUACUGUAUAUUUAGCGUAGACAGUUGAAAACACACCCAUCCGCUAUGUCUGUUUGCAGUUUCUAUUUAAACGAAUUACCCCUAAUUAAACGUGCUUGGAUAACAUUGUCAAGCAGUGUUUUGUUUUUUGUUUUGUUUUUUUCCCUUUUUAAUAAAUUGCAUUUGUUUUUUAUAGUUAGCCUGAGUUAGUUAGUCUUUUUAAACUCGCAGAACGUAAACUGGAUUACUUUUUCUGGCAGGUCAUUCGAAGCUGUAUUUACCGCAGUGUUUUCCCGUAGUGAGCACACGCCGCCAUCAUAGACCGUAGUUUGCUCAGAAAAUGACUUCUCUGUACUGUUUGCAAUGUUACGAACUGAAAAUAAAACUUCAUAAAAAUU